CGUUUUGCCCACCUUAACUCUAAAUGUUUCGUGAUUGUGUCUGAAUGUACAAAAUGGGUAAUUUUCUGUUGGAGUUCGCUCAACAGUUUAAAUGUGAAAAUAAAUUUCAAGCCGUUCUGAAGUCGGCACUGCUCAAACAGUCGCUAAAAGACGAAGACUUGGUCCCCCAACAGUACCGAGAGAUGUGUCGAAAGUGUGCUGUUCCGUGGAAAGAGGGCUAUUUUUCUGUCGUCCUUUUACCGGCUAGCAGUCAGAGCUUAAAGCAAGUUGCAAGAUACGAAGCGAUGAGUGAACUGACCAAGCAACAAAAAUCGCUUCUGAAAUACCUCAAAAGCCGGACAAGGCGCAUUGCGAAAUUCACGUGCAGCAUAUGUUCGUACAAAACGCGUGUACGAUUGGAUCAGAGAACGGCGAUACAAAAGCCCGCAGCAGCUCCCGUGGCGCACGGCACUUCCUGUGACACAGAGCCCAACGAAGAAGGCGUGAAGGAAGAUACGAAGAAGAAACGAAAACGUCGUGGCAAAAGCGACGCCGGAUCAGGAAUGCAUCAGAAUAACAGCGCCAAAAGUCAACCGCGUCCGACCGCGGCAUCUAAAUCUUCCCAACUCACCUUGCAGCGCAAAGCGGCCGUAAAGCAGUUCACACCGAAAGAUUUCCGAGAAAUACAGAAAAUGCUUGCGGCCAAGAUUGAAGGUACGGAUGCUAAACCCAAUAAAAACACAAACGGUCGGCGCGGAAGAAAAUGAAUCCGUGGCGGGAAAGAAGCCACCCUGUUCUCGAAUACUUUUAUUAGAUUUUUUCAAUUUAUCUAGCGGUAAAGUAUAAAAUGACCUAUUUUAUCACCCAUGAUAUACUUUGGGAUUAGCGUCUUCACAGUAGGAAAACCUGGCCAUGGAAGAAUAGUAAUUGUUAUCUGGGAACACACGGAUUAAGUGAUAGUUGUAGGUCGACACGGAGCAUUUUUCGGUGACGUAAAGCACUUCAAUUGAGCGGAAUCUGAUCCUUGACAAUCUGUCGGAGAAAGGAUCAAGAGAGAGAAUUAGUGUCUGCCUAGUUGAAAUCGAAAUUUUGUAUUAAACUAAUUUAAAAACGUAGCUUCAAACCAUUUCGAAACACGAACGAUAUGUACAGGACUUACUUGCCGCAGGGAUCGAAAAAUCCGGCCUCCGUUCGGAAGGAUAUUUUUGGGUGUUUUAAUUAAUGUCGGUUAGUGGUCACACAGU
This is a messenger RNA of Anopheles bellator, 1223 nucleotides long. RefSeq lists its product as uncharacterized. The coding region runs from base 45 to 746 and encodes 233 amino acids. NCBI's taxonomy places the organism in Eukaryota, Metazoa, Arthropoda, Insecta, Diptera, Culicidae. The record is from RefSeq and is a predicted model, not a curated record. The transcript has 3 exons.